Messenger RNA from Nothoprocta perdicaria, 1073 nucleotides. RefSeq names its product R-spondin 1 (gene RSPO1). Bases 256 to 1038 code for a protein of 260 amino acids. The transcript has 5 exons. The record is from RefSeq and is a predicted model, not a curated record. NCBI's taxonomy places the organism in Eukaryota, Metazoa, Chordata, Aves, Tinamiformes, Tinamidae.
GCAGCUGGCACCCGUGGCCCGAGCCCCCGCAUGGGACUAGCCCCCCGCGCUCCCUAUGGGGCUGGCAGCAGAGCCGUGCGGUCCGCAACCUGAGCUGCAUGUGGCCCACGUUGGCGCUCGCGGAUAUGGUCCCGUGCCUGGCUCCGCGCGCAGCCACUCGUGCCUGAUCCAGCCCAAGACUCGCUAGCAGCAGCAGCGCCAGCUCCUGCAGCUCCGACCUCCCUGCAACGUGGGGGCUGCCACGUGGGGGCUACUAUGCAGCUUGGACUCUUUGUGGCGGUGCUGUUUCUGAACUUCAUGGAUCUGGCGGGCAGCAGCAAAGUGCUGAAGGGCAAGAGGCAAAGGCGAAUUAGCACCGAGCUUAGCCAGGGCUGCGCACGAGGCUGCGACCUGUGCUCCGAGUUCAAUGGGUGCCUACGAUGUUCCCCCAAGCUCUUCAUCCUGCUGGAGAGAAACGACAUCCGCCAGAUUGGCAUCUGCCUGCCCUCCUGUCCGCUGGGGUACUUUGGCCUUCGCAAUACAGACAUGAACAAGUGCAUCAAAUGCAAAAUCGAGAACUGUGAGUCCUGCUUCAGUCGAAACUUUUGCACAAAGUGUAAGGAAGGUUUGUAUUUGCACAAAGGGAGAUGCUAUGUCACCUGCCCCGAAGGCUACUCCGCAACUAAUGGCACCAUGGAAUGCAGCAGUCCCGCGCAAUGUGAGAUGAGCGAGUGGGGGCCCUGGGGCCCCUGCUCCAAGAAAAGGAAGCUCUGUGGCUUCAAGAAGGGCAACGAGGACCGGACGCGGAGGAUCUUGCAGGCGCCGUCUGGGGAUGCUUCGCUGUGCCCGGCCACCACCGAGGUGCGCAGGUGCACAGUGCAGAAGAGCCAGUGCCCCGAAGGGAAAAGAAAGAGGAAAGAGGAGCAAGGAAAGCAAGACAACGUGAAUGGGAACAGAAACCGGAAAGACACCAAAGAUGCCAAGUCUGGCCCCAAGAAGAGGAAGAGCAAGCAGAGAGGGGCCGUGGUCCCCACGACGCCGGCCAGCCCUGUCCAGUAGCCGCCGUCCCGUCACUGGACACCAGACUUGGUUGC